Messenger RNA from Actinia tenebrosa (Australian red waratah sea anemone), 5957 nucleotides. RefSeq lists its product as uncharacterized. Gene Ontology annotation, molecular function: protein binding. NCBI's taxonomy places the organism in Eukaryota, Metazoa, Cnidaria, Anthozoa, Actiniaria, Actiniidae. The record is from RefSeq and is a predicted model, not a curated record.
GGUAAUACAGAUAGUAAUACUGUUGUCAAGAAUGCUUUGGAGGUUCCAGUUCUGGUUAGGAUCGUUAGGUUCAUACCAACAACGUUCCAUACAUGGAAGGUGCUACGCGUGGAACUUUACGGACUUGUAAAAGAUCUAUUCCAGUUGGUAUUGGUAGUGGUAAGAUACGAGACAGUGAAAUGACAUCAUCAUCAGAUUACAACAGCACCACGUCACCAUCCAAGGCAAGACUAAACUACACAGCAGGGUCAUCGUGGUGUGCUGCUACAAGUGACACUUCUCCAUAUCUACAGAUUAACUUAGGAUCACCUUACAUCAUUUGUGGUAUAGCAACACAGGGUGACCACAUAACAGAUCAGUGGGUACAGUCUUACAACAUGCUCACAUCAAAUGAUGGAACUGCUUUUAGACUAUACAGCGAAUACAAUAAAGACAAGUCGUUCGCUGGUAACUUCGAUUCUAAUGCUACUGUCAAGAAUCUCUUGUAUGAUGGUACUGUUAGUCAGUACAUACGUGUUGCAUCCACAAGUCAUUAUGGGAGUACAAGCUGCAUGAGAACAGAACUCUAUGGAAUAAAACUGGGUGGAGCUUGCAAACUUCGACCACUUGGUUUAUCAAAUCCUAGCCAGAUACAAAACCACAGGUUUACCGCAAGUUCAUAUUUUAAUAACGAUUACCUUCCAAGCAAUGGAAGGCUCAUGACGUCUAAUAAAGGCUGGGGACCCAAAAAAGCGGCUAGUGGAGAAUGGCUUCAAAUGGACCUCGGUUCUGUAGUGUUCGUUUGUGCAGUAGCUACUCAAGGUAUUGAUACUGUAACCAGUGUGGAAUGGGUAACAAGAUACAAGAUACGAGUCUCCUUGGAUAAUGCAAAAUGGAGUUAUUACCAGGAAAAUAAUUUUGACAAGGUAUUCAAUGGGAAUGCAGACCAAUAUGGUAUUGUCACAAAAAGUCUAACCAACCCAAUCAAGGCAAAGUUCAUCAGGUUUUACCCUAUUGCAGAUAAAGGUUGGCCAUCGAUGAGAGUCGAGGCGUAUGGAACACCAUCAGCCUGUAGUUCUCCAAUUGGUCUUGAGAACGGAGUUGUCUGGGAUAUUCAAAAUAUGACGUCAUUAUCUCACCUUGACAACACCCAUACUGCAUCACAUGGUCGUCUCUAUGGCAACAGUUCAUGGUGUAGUAGCACGUUAUCUAACACUCAGUACAUACAGAUUAACCUGGGACAAGUGAUGACAGUGACAGGUAUAGCAACACAAGGUGACCACACCAUGGAUAAGUGGGUGAGGACAUACACUAUCAGUUACAGUAUGGAUGGCAAUCUGUGGAACACAUAUAAAUCUCGAGGCAAGAGUGACGAGCUUUUUCUUGGAAAUAAUGACAAGGAAGGCAUUGCAGUGCAAUGGUUGACCAGUCCACUGACCGCCAGACAUGUUAGAGUCACACCACAGACAUGGAAUACUGCUAUAUGUAUGAGAAUAGAACUGUAUGGAUGUGACUAUGCUACCAGACCAGUGAUAUCAGGUCUGACCAAUCAAAACCUCAGAGCAGCAUCCAAUAGCUAUGUAGAUCUGGUGUGUAUUGUACGAGAACCAUUAAUACAGUACAUUAAAUGGUACACUGGUAAUACUGACAUCACCAGUCAAUCUACUGGUCUGGUGCGUGGUGCUAAUGGAGUCAAGCAGUCUACAUUGAGAGUGAACUACAYUUCUGUGGAUGACGUAUUAAACAACUAUGAGUGUAUCAGAUCAAAAAAAAUGUUGUGCUUCAAGGCCUUCGUUUGCAAAGCAAUGUAUGAAGACGAUAAUAAUUAUCCAACAGCCAUACCAAAUGGAGCAGUUACAGGGAGAAUGACUAUAAAUGCUACGACUCAAAGCUCUUUAAAAGCCAAUAUAGAUGGUUUUAAAAGUGCCGGAGUGACAGUAAGUAUAGAUUACCCAUCAACCCUAGCGGCACCAACAGUCCAGGAUAUCAAGGCAACAUCAGCAAGGAUAAGAUGGAACCCGCCUGGACUAAAAGCAUCCCAGACUAGAGUGACCAUCUAUGUAUUAAACUACGAGAACAGCAAACAGUCAAUAAAUAUACGCAUACCAGCUCCUGUAUCAACCCACGUGAUCACUGGUCUAGCUKUCUUUACUAAUUAUAGUGUUAGGAUAAAAGCUUUAAGUAGAAUUGGCCCUGGACAAUGGAGUAUGGCCAAUAAUUUUACAACGAACUCAACUUUACCUGUGGCGUCUCCAUUGUCAGUUACAGUUAACGUUCUGACGUCACAGACCAUGCGGGUUACCUGGAAGGCUCCCACAUCUCAAAUCUAUGGCCCUAUUCUAGGAUAUAAAGUAAUCGUUACACCAACAUCAUCUUCAUCAGAAGAAGCAUCAAGGAAUCUUACCACGAAGCUAACAACAUGUAUCAUUGGGAACCUGUUAAAGUGGACUGAGUAUAAUAUCAGUGUGUGUGUCUUCAAUGAUAAAGGGAGAGGUCCUGCUGUCUACGUCAUUGAACGUACUGCAGAAGAUGCGCCAAGUCAACCCCCACAGUACUUCAAUGUUACUGUUUUCAGUUCCACUAGUGUACAAUUAUCUUGGGGAUUACCACCAAUAGAUUAUCGGAAUGGCAUUAUAAGAGGAUUCGAAUUUUUUUAUAAAAAGAAUAGCCAGAAUGAAAAUGCAACAGUCACGAACCUUCCUGGUAAUGGUACCCUACGACACGUCCUUGGCGGGCUGGAGAAAUAUACGAGAUACACAUUUAAAGUAUUAGCUUAUACCAACAAGAAAGGUCCAUAUUCAAAGAGCAUUGACAUGACCACGCUUCAAGAUGAACCUUCGGCUCCUGCAAAUCUGCAGACACAAAUCAUUCCUCCAAGAGGUAUGACAGGACCACAGAUAAACAUCACAUGGGAUGAACCUGAAGCUCCUAACGGAAUCAUCCAGUCGUAUACUGUCUUUUGCAACAGCACCCGUGGUUCUUUUGUCAUUCAUUUGCAUAAUGAACAGACUGUUACUCUGCCUGUGAUCGGAGGACUGAUGUACUCGUGCCGUGUGAAAGCAAAGACUAUUAAAUUUGGAAAUGAAAGCACGACGAGGAUCAUUGUCCCUAUUUACGCACCUCCAACUGCACCUCAAAAUGUAACAUACUACGAGAUCAAUGCAACGACAUUCAUUGUAGAAUGGCAACCUCUAAACACUACAAACGGUCCUGUGACGAUGUAUGAACUGAUCAUACAAAACUCAAAGCAGAUAAAACAAAUAGCUUUGAGGUCCAAGGCAGCCUCCACUGAUCUGUAUGAAAAGAUGAAUGCUACAUGCUGCAGUGUAAUUCUGUAUGGUCGCUCUCCUUGCUCUGUGUAUGUUUUAUCUAUACGGGCCUAUUCACAUGCGGGUCCUGGGCCUGCCAGUAAAUCAAUCAACAUGAUUACAUCAGAACCAGGUCCUCCAACGAGACUUCAUGUAUCAAAUGUUGGAAAGAGAGAAGUUACUCUAAAAUGGAAUAAACCAGAUGCUGUUAUUGAACCAGUCAUUGAGUACAAAAUUUCUUUCAAUGGAACUAAUUUAUGGGAAAAGGACAUCGAAGUGAAUCGAGGUGAAGAAACCUCUACGAAGGAGACAGCCACCAUCUCUGGACUUAACCCAUCCACUCAUUAUCAGUUCCAAGUAUCCGCUGAGACGGACUGUGGAGCUGGAAAGAAGAGUAAGAUAACAACAGCAAAUACAAGUGUUGAUGCUCCACCUUCACCACUUGUUGAAUAUAUUACCAACAUCAAUGAAAGCAUAAGCAACAUUCCGUUAUGGGGAGCCUCUAAUGUAAAUGGUAUGAUAAGUGCAUACCAAGUAAUUGUACUUGAAAGGAUAGACGCUUCUGACAAGACUUUUGAUGCUGAAAAACUGACAAACUACUCCCAGGCGAAAGAAAAUAGACUGUCUUACUACAUAGCAGCACAAAUAGGUACAACCCAGCCUGGUCAAACCCUUCCAAGGAGCUUUACUCUUGGGGACGAAAAUAUUUAUAACACGUACAAAAACAUGAAACUUGCGUACGGAAAAAGUUACUACGUAUUUCAAAGAGCUAUGACACUUGACGAGGAAAAGGAAUACUUGGCGGGCCGAGCCAGUUUGAUAGGGAGAGGAAAAAUACCCGAACACGGAGGACCUUGUGCUGUGCAAAGGCCAUCGCAGAAAAUCGUAAAGAGCAAUGAUUCCAUGUACCUUUUUAUAAGCUUGGCAUUUAACGUCGCGUUUAUUGUUAUCUUUACAAUUUUCCUUUUUUACAUCAAGAGUAUAAAGAACCAGUUCAAAAACAAGGGGCUUGAAAAUAGUGAAGUAACCGCAUCGACUAGCAUGCAGGUUAUUUAUGAAAAUACAAACGCUGAAGGCGCAGAAGAAGGACUCGCUAUGACGUUUCUAUCUCAGGGACCAAGCUCGGAUUAUGAACAAAUUGAUCUUAUCAAUUCUGAGGUUGCUGUUCGCCCUGUAGCUAGUGCUUGUAAUAGCUUAUACCAGUCUAUCCAUUUUGAAGAAGAGAGUGAUACAGAACCUAACCUAAACCAAGAAAAACACACGGAAAAUCCUUUGUAUGACAGCAAAAAAAUGAAUAUAAAGAAGGGUCUUCAGAAACUUAGUGAUGAGCCUGUGACACGUGCUUGUGAAAGUCUGUAUCAGUCCAUUCACUUAGAUGGAAUGCGUCAAUCUCACUUUAACUUUGGACAAGAGAAACUGCAUCAGAAAGGCGAUGAAAUACCUUCGAUUUUGCAACCCACUGAACAUCAGGAUCUGCAGAAAGAACAACUCAGACAUGAAUAUCAAGGUCUUCAUGAAGAUUGUAAUGGAAAGAAUAAGCAAGCAACUGCAUACCAGCCAUUGCAGAAAGAGCAGCAGCAAUAUGAAUAUAUAAAUCAAAGUUAUAAGGAAAAUGAUAAAGCAGCUGCCAAACAUCUGGCUGCAUAUCAGAACCCCAAGAAAACUCAAGACAGACCUGUGUAUCAAAGCCUACAUGAGGAUUUUAAGCAAACCCCGACAAAAUUACCUGUCUAUCAGUCCUUGGCAAAAGGGCAAGCUGAAUACGUAAACCAAAUUGCAAAGGGAGAAAAGUCCAUUUCGCAGCCUGCUAACUAUCAGGCCUUACAGCAUGGGUACGGCCAAACCAAACCCAAUUACCAAAGCCUUCAAGAGGAUAGCAAAGAAUCUACAGUAGAAGUUACCAAUUAUCAGGCUCUUGCAAAACCUGUAUACCAAAGCCUUCACACCUAUGGAAACGCAGAACCCAAACAGACUCGUAAAAGGACUGAUUGUAUCAACGGCAUUAAUCAGUAAAAAAUAUAUAUCGGUUAUUACACGAUUUGUUUUGCGACUGGAUAGCUUUCAUAAGCAUGGUUUUUGUUCAUUUUUUGAAGAUAAUAUUUUUAUAUUGUUUCGAAGCAUAACAAACGACAGUAAAUUAACAUUCGUCACAUUUAUUCCCUCUCAUCCAAUCAAAAUCGAAUAAGACCUUGAUACAGCGUGAACUCACUAAAUUGUGCCAAUUAACCACAGCGCGAGUAAGAGCAGCGACUGUGUAUGAGUCUGUUGCCACUGUCAUGCAGGCAAGAGUUCCAUAAGAAAACGACCUUUGUUUUUGUUUUCUAUUAUUAUGACGCACCAUGAAGGGAAUGCAAAGAGAUAAAGAUUCCUGACUAAUGACCAUACUAUGAUGGAGGCGUACAAAUGUACUGUUAAAGGACCAAUUAUUUACUUUGUCAUAAGUACCAUUUUCUUAUCCCUACAUGUACUGGGUAAGUUUUCGUAAGUUAUAUUUGAAACUAGAAUGGGUACUAUUAUCAGUAAUUAUAAAUUUUGUAAUGUCGUUUAUGUGAUCAUCGACAUUUUGAAAUUAUAACAUUAAAUUCCUUAGGCAAGGAUUAAAGUAUAACGUUAGAUGAAACAUAUAUUUACCAUGCCUAUAGCACAAUAAAUUACACCUCGUUGAAUGAA